AUGCUUGUGGAAUGUCUAGCAUGUACAUCCCCAGCUAGCCAGCCCCUGCUUGUGGAAUGUCUAGCAAGUACAUCCCCAGCAAGCCAGCCCCUGCUUGUGGAAUGUCUAGCAUGUACAUCCCUAGCUAGCCAGCCCCUGCUUGUGGAGUGUCUAGCACGUACAUCCCUAGCUAGCCAGCCCCUGCUUGUGGACUGUCUAGCAUGUACAUCCCUAGCUAGCCAGCCCCUGCUUGUGGAAUGUCUAGCAUGUACAUCCCUAGCUAGCCAGCCCCUGCUUGUGGAAUGUCUAGCAUGUACAUCCCUAGCUAGCCAGCCCCUGCUUGUGGAAUGUCUAGCAUGUACAUCCCUAGCUAGCCAGCCCCUGCUUGUGGAAUGUCUUGCAUGUACAUCCCUAGCUAGCCAGCCCCUGCUUGUGGAAUGUCUAGCAUGUACAUCCCUAGCUAGCCAGCCCCUGCUUGUGGAAUGUCUAGCAUGUACAUCCCUAGCUUUCCAGCACCUGCUUGUGGAGUGUCUAGCAUGUACAUCCCUAGCUUUCCAGCACCUGCUUGUGGAGUGUCUAGCAUCUAGCCAGCUCCUGCUUGUGGAGUGUCUAGCAUGUACAUCCCUAGCUAGCCAGCCCCUGCUUGUGGAAUGUCUAGCAUGUACAUCCCUAGCUAGCCAGCCCCUGCUUGUGGACUGUCUAGCAUGUACAUCCCUAGCUAGCCAGCCCCUGCUUGUGGAGUGUCUAGCAUGUACAUCCCUAGCUAGCCAGCCCCUGCUUGUGGAGUGUCUAGCAUGUACAUCCCUAGCUAGCCAGCCCCUGCUUGUUGAAUGUCUAGCAUGUACAUCCCUAGCUAGCCAGCCAUUACUUGUGGAAUGUCUAGCAUGUACAUCCCUAGCUGGCCAGCCCCUGCUUGUGGAAUGUCUAGCAUGUACAUCCCUAGCUAGCCAGCCCCUGCUUGUGGAAUGUCUAGCAUGUACAUCCCUAGCUAGCCAGCCCCUGCUUGUGGAAUGUCUAGCAUGUACAUCCCUAGCUAGCCAGCCCCUGCUUGUGGAAUGUCUAGCAUGUACAUCCCUAGCUAGCCAGCCCCUGCUUGUGGAAUGUCUAGCAUGUACAUCCCUAGCUAGCCGGCUCCUACUUGUGGAGUGUCUAGCAUGUACAUCCCUAGCUAGCCAGCCCCUGCUUGUGGAAUGUCUAGCAUGUACAUCCCUAGCUAGCCAGCCCCUGCUUGUGGAAUGUCUAGCAUGUACAUCCCUAGCUAGCCAGCCCCUGCUUGUGGAAUGUCUAGCAUGUACAUCCCUAGCUAGCCAGCCCCUGCUUGUGGAAUGUCUAGCAUGUACAUCCCCAGCUAGCCAGCCCCUGGUUGUGGAAUGUCUAGCAUGUACAUCCCUAGCUAGCCAGCCCCUGGUUGUGGACUGUCUAGCAUGUACAUCCCUAGCUAGCCAGCCCCUGCUUGUGGAAUGUCUAGCAUGUACAUCCCUAGCUAGCCAGCCCCUGCUUGUGGAAUGUCUAGCAUGUACAUCCCUAGCUAGCCAGCCAUUGCUUGUGGAAUGUCUAGCAUGUACAUCCCUAGCUAGCCAGCCCCUGCUUGUGGAAUGUCUAGCAUGUACAUCCCUAGCUAGCCAGCCAUUGCUUGUGGAAUGUCUAGCAUGUACAUCCCUAGCUAGCCGGCUCCUACUUGUGGAGUGUCUAGCAUGUACAUCCCUAGCUAGCCAGCCCCUGCUUGUGGAAUGUCUAGCAUGUACAUCCCUAGCUAGCCGGCUCCUACUUGUGGAGUGUCUAGCAUGUACAUCCCUAGCUAGCCAGCCCCUGCUUGUGGAGUGUCUAGCAUGUACAUCCCUAGCUAGCCAGCCCCUGGUUGUGGAGUGUCUAGCAUGUACGUCCCUAGCUAGCCAGCCCUUGGUUGUGGAAUGUCUAGCAUGUACAUCCCUAGCUAGCCGGCUCCUACUUGUAGAGUGUCUAGCAUGUACGUCCCUAGCUAGCCAGCCCCUGGUUGUGGAAUGUCUAGCAUGUACAUCCCUAGCUAGCCGGCUCCUACUUGUGGAGUGUCUAGCAUGUACAUCCCUAGCUAGCCAGCCCCUGCUUGUGGAGUGUCUGACAUGUACAUCCCCAGCUGGCCAGCCCCUGCUUGUGGAGUGUCUAGCAUGUACAUCCCCAGCAAGCCAGCCCCUGCUUGUGGAAUGUCUAGCAUGUACAUCCCUAGCUAGCCAGCCCCUGGUUGUGGAAUGUCUAGCAUGUACGUCCCUAGCUAGCCAGCCCCUGGUUGUGGAAUGUCUAGCAUGUACAUCCCUAGCUUUCCAGCCCCUGGUUGUGGAAUGUCUAGCAUGUACAUCCCUAGCUAGCCAGCCCCUGGUUGUGGAGUGUCUAGCAUGUACAUCCCCAGCAAGCCAGCCCCUGCUUGUGGAAUGUCUAGCAUGUACAUCCCUAGCUAGCCAGCCCCUGCUUGUGGAAUGUCUAGCAUGUACAUCCCUAGCUAGCCAGCCCCUGCUUGUGGAAUGUCUAGCAUGUACAUCCCUAGCUAGCCAGCCCCUGGUUGUGGAAUGUCUAGCAUGUACAUCCCUAGCUAGCCAGCCCCUGGUUGUGGAAUGUCUAGCAUGUACAUCCCUAGCUAGCCAGCCCCUGCUUGUGGAAUGUCUAGCAUGUACAUCCCUAGCUAGCCAGCCCCUGCUUGUGGAAUGUCUAGCAUGUACAUCCCUAGCUAGCCAGCCCCUGCUUGUGGAAUGUCUAGCAUGUACAUCCCUAGCUAGCCAGCCCCUGCUUGUGGAAUGUCUAGCAUGUACGUCCCUAGCUGGCCAGCCCCUGCUUGUGGAAUGUCUAGCAUGUACGUCCCUAGCUGGCCAGCCCCUGUUUGAGGAGUGUCUAGCAUGUACGUCCCUAGCUGGCCAGCCCCUGUUUGAGGAGUGUCUGACAUUGUAA
Molecule: messenger RNA, 2895 nt
Organism: Mya arenaria
Lineage: Eukaryota; Metazoa; Mollusca; Bivalvia; Myida; Myidae
Exons: 2
Coding region: 1-2895 (964 amino acids)
Source: RefSeq, a predicted model, not a curated record